Molecule: messenger RNA, 1390 nt
Organism: Alternaria rosae
Lineage: Eukaryota; Fungi; Ascomycota; Dothideomycetes; Pleosporales; Pleosporaceae
Exons: 5
Coding region: 133-1080 (315 amino acids)
Source: RefSeq, a predicted model, not a curated record
CACUCACUACACUCGAAGGUGCGGUAGUGGUCUUACAUCAAAGCGACGCUUCCUCACAUGCUCUACGCUUAGCGAUCUUCGUCCUGGCCCCCUGAAUCGCCGCGGGUCUGACUCGUUCAAAAGCGAAGUAAGAUGGCCAUUGCUUCUGAACAUCCCGGCCUGGAGGUCACGAUAUGCGUUGAUGGCCAGCCCUUGCCUGAGUACGAGGACGAUGACGAAGAUCCGGCACCGAAAACAACUACAAAGUACAUUGAAGCGCGCUCAGACAGGCACUUCUCGAUAGUGACUAGAUUCAAGCCACCAUUCCCAACUGAGUAUCAUGUCAGGACGUGGCUAUCUAUUGACGGAAUCGGUAUGGACAGAAGGCUCUGGCUGCGAGAGGGCCUCUUCGAGAGACCGUUCGAGAAGGCUGGUAUUCGUAGGCAAGAAGGUGAAGAGUGGGUCAAGCAAAAGUUCUCUUUUGCCAAGCUGAACAUUGUUGAAGAGGCUCGUGAAUCUAUUCCUAAUGUCGCUGCUAUGAAGCAAAGUCUCAGUACUACUGGGUGUAUCACCAUGUCCUUUCAACUCGUCAAGGGCUUCCAAGAAGUGCAAUUGGAAUCUCCAAAGCACUACACGCCCGCCCAUCUUGCGACCCUGAAGGAAAUCCCUGAGAAGGCACUCAAAGGUGACGCCCUAUCGCACCAAAUAGUCUUGUCAAAGUCUCAAAAAUGCCGCCCGGGACGCCCUACAACCAGCUACAGGAAAUACGACUUCGUAGGCAAGGAACCAUUCGCAACCUUCCACUUCAAAUAUCGGUCACUUGCAAGCUUACGGGCACUUCGGCUUGCGCCAUUCAACGAACCCACGCCUGUCCCUCUAGAAAAGAGAUCCGGAGAGGACCUUACCCCUGCCGAGCUGAGAGAGCUGCUACAGCGAGUACGGCGACGAGGAUCCGAGAGCGCCUCCAUCAAGCAAGAGGCUGGGGCUACUAUCAGAGUCAAGCGCGAGAGGACUAUUAAUGACGACGAUGAAGUGACCUAUGUCGAGACGCGACAGCGCAAACGCCCGCACGUGGAACAAGACGUUAUUGUGAUAGACUGAAAGGAAAUAUCGAUUCCGUCUUCACGGCGCUGAGCCCAAGGUGGUGUCGAAAUGUUGAAAGACGGUCUACUUCGAAGUGGGAGCGACCUUCAAACCUUGGGCCAACUCAACUUUUACGCAUGGAAAUAUAGUGACAAAGUAUUGAUGCAUGGCACCGCCUCUAGAGGCGUGUAUGAAGGAUGAGGCUAAUCCGCCAUGGGAGAACACAUCUUUCUACAUAUCUAAGAAUGUUUAGAGAUAGCUACUCGGGAAGCUUAGUAACCGCUAAUGUACUUACAACAUGCUAGCGCCUGUUAGUGAGCUCGUUGCC